CUUCGGUUCCCUCGCUAUUGUUUCCUUCGCUUCAUUCACAUCUCCUCCUCCGCCCUUGAAUGUUCUUCCUGUCACCAACCCAUCGUUACCCCUCCACCGCCGCCCACUGCGCCCUGCUUUCCGCGCCUUCCGCCUUCCGACGUCCCCAUAUACCUACAUAUCUUGCUUCCCUACAGGACACGCAUACCCGCCCUCAUACAACAAAUCGGCAUGCCGCUUAGAGACGACGCUGAAGACAACGACGCACCGCCCCCGCAAGUCUAUCGCGACGACGACAACGAAACCUCUCCGCUGCGCUACUUGGACGACCCCGAAGCCGAGGGCGACAUCGACGUUUCCCUCAUCGCCAGCUCCGAAGCUUCCGACGAAGAGCGAUACCCACAACACUCACAUUCCUAUUAUGUGAAGAAAUACGUGCCAGCCCGCUUGCGCCGAGCAUGGAGGACAACCGCCCUCUGGGUCAAAGGUCCUCAACCACCGCGUCCGUGGACCAUUCGCCCGCUCUUUCCCACCAUUCAAAGCGCACCGCUGCGCUUCGUUGAGAAGUGCUUUCCCAAGCACAAACACAAGGUAGCAUUGCUGGCCUUUUUCUACUUUUGCUGGUUCCUCAGUUUUGCUCUGGUUCUGCAUCGCUCUGCAUUUGCUGCCGAUAUACCAGGACACGGCGCUCCCGUACGCCUCCGAUGCACCGAUCAGUUGUGGACCAGCAGGAACGAAUGCGGUCUCGAUGGAGACCGUUGCCGACCCUUUGCAAACAGGACCGUGGCCUUUCGUUGUCCGGCAAACUGCAAGCGCGUACAACUGUUGAAUCCCCACGCGGUUGGAGAUCGGGAAUGGAACUACAGACCACUCGUCAUCGGCGGCCCAACGGACGAGGACCACUCACUUGAGAAUACAUAUUAUAGAGGCGACUCGUUCGUCUGCAGCGCCGCCAUUCAUGCCGGCUUCAUCAAUGAUGCCAGCGGUGGAUGCGGUGCACUCUCGCUCCUUGGAGAACGUACCGACUACCCCAGCGUGAGCCGUAAUCGCAUCACCAGCAUUCCCUUUGACUCGUAUUUCCCCAAGUCAUUCUCUUUCCUCGCUGGCACCGCUACCAAGUGUCGUGAUCUCCGUUGGCCAUUGCUUGGGGUAUCCCUCACCUUCACAAUCCUGCUGUCCCUGUUUACCUCCUCGCCGGCCGUCUUCUUCUCCUCCAUAUUCGUAGGCGUAUUCUUCCACGUUGCGCUCGCUUCCGAUCCCCCAAACUUGACCGACUACUACUCUAUUCUUAGCAUCGCCCUUGGCCGCUUCUUGCCCGCUAGCUUUUGCAUGUUUGCGAUAUACAGGUUCUUCGUGAGAAGGACUUUGCAUGGCCUCGAAGCCCAAAUCGAGAAGACGUUGUUGUGGCUAGGUGGGUGCUGGGUGGGUGCCUUGAACAACUACACUUUUGACAAGAUCCCCAUCGAACGCCUCACUCCCCAUGAUAUCAAAAACCAACCUGGAGCCAUCCCAGCGCUCAUCAUUAUAGUGUUGGUACUGUUUUUCAUUGCCAUCGGUCAGGCUUGGUGUCUCCGUGUGGAGGGACGUCUUCCUCGGUACCUGGCGCUCUACGGCCUAUAUGUUGCCGUCAUCUUGGCUCUCGUAGCCAUUCCCAAGAUGAAUGUUAGGAUUCACCACUAUAUCCUUGGCCUGCUUUUAGUGGCGGGCACCUCUAUGCAAACUAGACCUAGUCUCCUAUUCCAGGGAAUCCUCAUCGGACUCUUCAUCAACGGGAUCGCGCGCUGGGGGUUCGACAGUAUCCUCCAGACACCAGCCGAACUCCGCGGUGACGCUCCCGUUGGCACGCUCCUCCCCCUGAUCGCUUCACCCAUUAUUCACCGCAACAUGGACGUUCCGCAGCUUAGACCCAACAUCACUUUUGAGUGGGAUCUGCCGUUCCCGAGGCACUACGACGGCAUCUCCGUGCUCGUCAAUGAUGUAGAACGCUUCCACGCCUACCAGGACGGUGGCUUGAAGCCCUUUACCUGGGUAAAACACACAGACAAUGAGCCAGAGUAUUUUAGAUUUGCGUAUCUCAGCGGCGGAGAUGCGCGAGGUGAUUACACCAAGGCGGGGACGUGGCAUGCAGAUAACGGAUGGACGCCAAUGAAACCAGGUCCCUCUUAGAAUAUACCCUCCGUUUGGAUAGAGUACUGACAUUGGUUCCCAACCUCUUCCAUUUUGUUUGAAACGAAACGAAAGGAAUAAGCGGGAGGGGUCAUUUUUUAUUCGUUUAGAUAGACGGUUGGUUAGAAAUGACGAGUUGCUUCGCGCGGGGUAAGACAGGAGGGGAAUCGGUUUUGGAUAGAAGAUUGUAUGUAAGCUUGUAGCAUAUAGAUGCCAUGUAGUUCUGCCAUCUCUCACUCCCACACACGCCCGGGUUCUUGAUUGGCUUGUUGGUGAUUUGGAUAUGUGUGCGACUGAAUGUCUGGCUCAAUGCGUUGGGUAUUAGGCAAACCACUCUCGGCUCUCCAACGACGUGAUUCUUGCACCGGAGGGACGGAAGGAGGGUCGCACGAGAUGGAUCUUUUUUUUCGCGCGGUGUUCAGCUUUUCAGCUAAAGCAAGGUGCGGGUAAUACCGUCCUUGCGCUCUUUGUGCGUCGUUCCCACGCAAGGUAGGUAACGCAAUGUGUAUAUGAUACAACCUACUUUCAAAAUGUU
Molecule: messenger RNA, 2680 nt
Organism: Periconia digitata
Lineage: Eukaryota; Fungi; Ascomycota; Dothideomycetes; Pleosporales; Periconiaceae
Source: the annotation of a GenBank genome assembly